Messenger RNA from Nothoprocta perdicaria, 6460 nucleotides. It is a transcript of the gene ZER1, whose product is annotated as zyg-11 related cell cycle regulator. The coding region runs from base 193 to 2493 and encodes 766 amino acids. Gene Ontology annotation, cellular component: Cul2-RING ubiquitin ligase complex. The record is from RefSeq and is a predicted model, not a curated record. Lineage: Eukaryota; Metazoa; Chordata; Aves; Tinamiformes; Tinamidae. The transcript has 16 exons. Gene Ontology annotation, molecular function: protein binding.
GCGGCGGCGAGCCGAGGGCUCCCGGCCAUGCGUGACCUUCCGCCGAGAAGAGGCGCCGCGUAGCUCCUCGGCGCAGCGCCGCAGAGUUGUCCUGAUGCCCCUGUAAAUGCACCCUGGAAUUUCCCUCGUGUGGAGGAUCUUCUGAAUCAAAAGCUUCUUUCUGCGCUUCCCCUUCCAGUUCCUUCCUUCAGGAUGGCAUCCGACAGCCCAGAGUCACUGAUGACCUUGUGCACCGAUUACUGUCUUCGCAACUUGGAGGGGACUCUCUGCUACCUGCUGGACAAUGAAACUCUCCGGCUUCACCCCGACAUCUUCUUGCCAAGCGAGAUCUGCGACAAGCUCGUCAACGAGUAUGUGGAGUUGGUGAAGACAGACAGCAUCUUUGAACCCCACGAGAGCUUCUUCACCUUGUUCUCUGAUCCACGGAGCACGAGGCUAGCUCGGAUCCACCUGCGGGAACAGAUUGUGCAGGACCAGGACCUGGAGGCCAUCAGGAAGCAGGAUCUUGUUGAGCUCUACUUGACUAACUGCGAGAAGCUGACAGCCAAGAGCCUGCAAACCUUGGUGAGCUUCAGCCACACGCUUAUCUCCCUUAGCCUCUUUGGCUGCUGUAAUAUCUUCUACGAGGAGGAGAACCCUGGAGGCUGUGAGGAUGACUGUUUGGUGAACCCCACUCGCCAGGUCUUGGUUAAGGACUUUACUUUUGAAGGCUUUAGCCGCUUGCGSUUCCUGAACCUCGGCCGCUUGAUCGAGGGGGUAAACGUGGAGACGUUGCUUCGGCCUUUGGCCUCCCUUGCAGCUCUUGAUCUCUCUGGGAUCCAGCUGAACGAUGUGGGAUUUCUGACCCAGUGGAAGGACAGUCUGGUUUCCUUAGUGCUUUACAACAUGGACCUUUCAGAGGAGCACAUCCAGGUGAUCGCACAGCUCCGUAAGCUCAGGCACUUGGAUAUCUCUCGAGACCAUCUGUCCAGUUACUACAAAUUCAAGCUGACCCGGCGAGUUCUCAACCUGUUUGUGGAAAGCUUGGUAAACCUUACUUCGCUCGAUAUCUCAGGGCACACCAUGCUGGAGAACUGCACUAUCCCAAGCAUGGAGGAGAAGAUGGGCCAGACAAGCAUCGAACCAGCAAAGAGCAGCAUUGCUCCCUUCCGGGGUCUGAAAAGACCACUCCAGUUCUUGGGCCUUUUUGAAACAUCUCUCUGCCGCCUGACACAUAUUCCAGCUUACAAGGUGAGCGGGGACAAGAAUGAAGAGCAGGUUCUGAACGCUAUUGAGGCUUACACUGAACACCGACCAGAAAUCACUUCCCGGGCCAUCAAUCUCCUUUUCGACAUUGCCCGUAUCGAGCGCUGUAGUCAGCUGCUGCGAGCGCUCCAGCUGGUGAUCACAGCCCUGAAGUGCCACAAGGAUGACAAAAACAUCCAGGUAACAGGCAGUGCAGCACUGUUUUACCUGACCAACUCCGAGUACCGCAUGGAGCAGAGCGUGAAGCUGCGGCACCAGGUCAUCCAGGUGGUCCUGAACGGCAUGGAGUCCUACCAGGAAGUCACAGUGCAGCGGAACUGCUGUCUCACACUGUGCAACUUCAGCAUCCCCGAGGAGCUGGAGUUCCAGUACCGCCGAGUCAACGAGCUGCUGCUGAACAUCCUCAACCAGAGCCGGCAGGAUGAGUCGAUCCAGCGCAUCGCCGUGCACCUGUGUAAUGCUCUGGUCUGCCAGGUGGACAAUGAUCAUAAGGAAGCCGUGGGCAAGAUGGGGUUUGUCAUGACAAUGCUAAAGCUGAUUCAGAAGAAGCUGGCUGAUAAAACGUGUGAUCAGGUGAUGGAGUUUUCCUGGAGUGCCCUCUGGAACAUCACUGAUGAGACCCCUGAUAACUGUGAGAUGUUCCUCAACUACAGUGGCAUGAAACUCUUCCUGGAGUGCUUAAAAGAAUUCCCAGAGAAACAGGAGCUGCACCGCAACAUGCUGGGCCUCCUGGGCAAUGUAGCAGAGGUGAAGGAGCUCCGCCCGCAGCUCAUGACCUCCCAGUUCAUCAGCGUGUUCAGCAACCUGUUGGAGAGCAAAGCAGAUGGGAUUGAGGUAUCCUAUAACGCCUGCGGGGUGCUCUCCCAUAUCAUGUUCGAUGGUCCAGAGGCCUGGGGCAUAUGCGAGCCGCACCGAGAAGAAGUCGUAAAAAGGAUGUGGGCAGCCAUCCAGAGCUGGGACAUCAACUCCAGAAGGAAUAUCAAUUACAGGUCAUUUGAACCAAUUCUUCGACUCCUGCCACAAGGGAUCUCUCCAGUCAGCCAGCACUGGGCAACCUGGGCACUGUUUAACCUGGUCUCUGUCUACCCUGACAAGUACUGCCCACUGCUGAUCAAAGAAGGUGGGAUUCCUCUUCUGAAGGACAUGAUUAAAAUGGUUUCAGCACGGCAGGAGACCAAGGAAAUGGCCCGGAAAGUUAUAGAGCACUGCAGUAACUUUAAGGAGGAGAACAUGGACACUUCCAGAUAGAGGCAAUCACCUAGCGCCUCUUGCCAGCACUGUAUCCAGCUUCUCUCUAAUUCACUGUAUGUAGGGAGGACUCUUGGCUGUUGGAAGGAAGCUUUAUGUGUGUGUGUGAGACCCUCAGUAGAUGAAGGUGAACAGGGGAGGGGGGAGGGACUUUUUGCACAACAAAAUGCUUUCAUUAAAUUAGUGGACUUUUUCGUUAUGAAGUUUCAGAUUGAAGUUUUGUGUGUAUGAUUUCUGUAUAAAAAAAAAAGAAAACAAAAAACGACAACUACAUUAUGUAUCUUUUAAAACUUUUUUUUUUUUAGACCACACAGAAAGCCUCAAAAGUCCAUGAGCUUGAAGAUCUAGUUGUGUGAUCGCUAGUGUGAUGUUUUUAAUUUCCCACUUUUUAGAAAAUUCCCUUUUGCUGUAUUGCAUGAGUAACGUCCUGUAAUGUCUACAAGAACACCAGUCCUGAAUUGGCCUUGGCCACCAAAUGGGGUUACAGGCAGUGAUGAGUAACUUAUUUGCUUAGAGAAUUUGGGGAAUGUGAUACCAGAGACUUAGACCAAAAGARUUGACCUUCUUAGUAAACAGAGUAAACAGGGAAGAAAGUUUUCUCAAGCCUAUUCAUUCCCAUCACAGGAUUUAUAGAAGACUCCUAUUAGUGGACGCGCUGCUAAUUCUACAUGGGUCUAUCAGAAGUAAAACAUUCCUGGUAAAGUCAAGUUCUGUUUUGUCCCCUUUGGCAGUACAGUAGGAUCUGUCACCCCAUCAAGCCUCAGAAGGCCGGGGAUGACCCCCAGAGCCCAUUGCACAUUCUUGGCAACAUUUCUCUCUAAGGGAGCCUGUACAACAAGGAACAAGGUUCAUUCAUGAAGGGCUAUACAUCUUCAUUUCGGUCCUUAACCACCUUUUUAGUUGUGUUCUAUGGGCAAGGGCUACAAAUGCCAGYGUGGUUUUCUACUCAUCAUAAUAAGCUCUAUUAGGCCCAAGGCAAGAGCAGCUUGUACCAUUUGUACAACUUCCAGUAACGGACUGGAGGGGCUUUACUCCUCUGUGGUCUGCAUUAGGGCUAGCUGUGCUCAAAGGCAAGUCAGUCUCCUUUUGCAGAAAAGUUCAGUACAGCACAAAUGCUAUAGAAGGAGGUGCUGACAUCUCCUUCUGAGACUGAGGAGUCUUCAGGCACCUUUUGGCAGGUGAUCACAAGAGAUGGCACCUCUUGUCCCACCCCAAGUGUCUUCCCCCUUUCUGAGGAACAAAAGGCCCUAUUCUUACCUGAUUCCCACCAGCACUAACCAGUGCAGUCCCGCUCACAUCAGCGGAUUUCCUCCAAUUUAUCCUUAUGCACGUGAGAGGAGAGUCCCACCGAAGUGUUCUUCACCUGUAAGACACUCCAGACUAUAGUGGCUCAAGAAGGCAAAGGCCAAAGUUUAUCUCACAGCCAGGCUCUCAACACCACAUUGUGCAGUCUACGCUUAAGAGCCGUCUGCUUGUCACAACUCUUUGGUGAUUCACAAGCCUUCCCUUGGAAGGGAUUUUUAUAUCUGGUAGCAAUGAGAGAAGACUGUGGCCAUGUGAAUUAGGACAUUUCAGGCCUCUGAAAUAGCACAGUAAAGCUCACUGCUCUCUUCCCUCGUAUACAUUGCUCUCAGAUUUGAUUCGCUGCUAUGACAGGUUCUUCUAAUGCUCAGUUAAUGCUGAGCACAUUAUAGACAGAUCCUAGAGACGCAAACUGACACUUUAAAUGACAGAACACAGCUGCCCUGCAGAGGUUUACUUUUUCUGCCAACACGGUGUUACUCAAUGUCUUUUUUUUUCAUUUUAAUCAUAUGUCAUUUGUUUUGAUAUUGUGAGAUCUGUACUUUUUCUUUAAGUAUUUUUCAAACAUAUAUAUUUUUGUGUCACUUUUGAAUUGUUUUCAUACGGUCUGCAAAACUUGACAAAUUAUACUUUUUUGCAAUCAUUUGAUUCAAAUGUAUUUUUCUCUCUUUUAUUACUGUUCCCCAAGAAUUUGUGUCUGUACAAGCUUUGAGAAAAGGAAGCCAAUUUCAAGAUCUGUUUUCCAUGUAGUGCUUGUUAAUCUUUCUCCUAGAUGAAAAACUAAAGGAGGCUGCAAAUAUUGCUGACCAGCCUCUGUAUUAGGGGAGUCAAACUUUGCUUAUUUCAUUCUCUAACUAGUGCCAUCUUUUUCAAGUUGCCUCCUGUGGCAGUGCCCACCAGGCUUGCUUCUUUUUAAUGCCCAUGUAGUGAAAGCUGCCACUACUGAAAUCUUAAAUCAAGUGAGAGAAGCACGGGGGAUUGUGAUUGUGCUGGUGAGGUGGGAGUGGAGCAGAAGGGACACAUCACAAAUGGGACAGGUAUGAGAAACCCGUGUGCCCAGCAUGCAGCUACCAUGACUGGGAGCCAACUGGAGCUCAAGAGUUCUCAGCUAGAGCAGAAUUCAACUUUGCACUGUAACUAGGGCCAAGCAAUGAGGUUUCACCCUCAGUUUUUGGCAAAACUGCACCAAGGUUAACGAACAAAAGAUGACUUGGUUGUGUCCAGAUUGGGAUUUACAGGCAUGAGGAGGUUGAGUUUCUUCACACUUGCACCCCUGUAAUUUCAGGCCUUAUUGAAGUACCCCAAACUAAUUAGUUGCAAGCUGCAUAACACAUUUGUUUCACUAUGUAUAGAUAAACUCAAUUCUAAAUGCUCACAUGUCAUCAGGCAAAUCCUGAUGAGUAAGAAUGCUGUACCUUAAUGAGAAUAAAAAGCAACAUGGAAAUUCCUGCAAUCAGAUAGCCCAGCCUGCCAGAAAUGCUUGGCUUUGUGAAGUGUGUCUCUGCUCCCAGGGGGAAGGAGGACUUGCCACAAAGUGAUCUCUAACAGCUACUACACAUGAGCUUUUCAGCCAAGCUACCAGCAAGAUAAAUUACAGAGACAGCAUUAGGAAAAAAAAAGAGCAUCCCUGUCGGUGUAAUAAGAGCUUUGGCUACAAGUUCCUAUUUCUUCAAGCCAGAGUUCUGUGAGGUGGAAAGUAACACUUUCCUUUCACUGAAGAGCAAAAGAAAGAAAGAGUCUCUCAAAUAUCUCAAUGUAAUUCCAGAAUGCCUGUGAUUUGGAGUUUGAAACUGUAUCUCACUUUCCCUAAUUGUGAAACAAGAAGGGCUUUUGAACCCUAGACUUUACGCUUGUGCCAUGACCUGAAGCACUUUUAGGAGGCAAAUUGGAGCUAAGGAAUUGCUGCUGUGGAUACAAUGCUGAGGACAGAACAGGACAAUUGCCUUCAGACAUCGAAUCAAUACUCUGCAAAGGAGAGGAAAGUGGCUGAUUCUCACAAAAGUCUUACAUGAAAAGGGGAAGAUGGAUACCCUGAAAUGCUCAACSAGUUACCCAGAAGCUUCUCAGUCCUUCCAGCUUCGCUGGAGCAAAAGAAUGAACCAGGAGACUUAACUGCAUAGGGAGCAUGAAAGAGCAAAGGACCAAUCAUUCCCAUCAGCGAUCUGGAAUGGGGUUAUAUCUACCAAAUGAAAAUCAGGCCCAAGAGUAGUUCAUAAUAUGGUAAGAUACAGCAGAGGGACAACUUGUAUUCUGAAGUUGUCCCCUUCACACACUUACACUUUCAUGUUUUCACUCUUACAUUUCAUUUAAUAUUCAAUAGCUUGACAAGCAGAGCAUGAGCACAACUCAGUACUACUCUGCAGAGACUGGGCCAACAAAGGGAGCCUCUACCUUGACUGUAAGUAGUUUCCUUCCUGGCUGGAGGAUGUCUCCUGGUGUCKGUGGCCCAGGUCAGUGUAUAUCAGGUGUUUGCCAUUUUCUCUGAAACAGAUAAAAGAACAAGCUGGUGCUUCCCUUUUACAAAAUCUGUGGAAGGAACUGUGUAUAAAGUCUGGCAUCUACAUGUAUGAUGCUUAACACCAAGAAGUACCAGACUUGCUCAUCUGGACCAAGUCAAGGUUUAGGAAUAAAGGCUAUGGCUCUUUGUAACACUACAGAUCUGUCC